CUCUCGCUCCAUUCUUAUCGAGCAGUCAAUUCGUUGUUUUGUGCUCGGAGCUGGCUACGGAAAAUGAAGCUGCCCUACUCGUGAUAUGUCGAUCUCAGCACAAGGCGUCGUCGAACGGGCCAGCGCCGAACUCACCAAGCGCAUCAAUGGCCUGGGCCUCCGCACCUCCACCUCCUCCGCCUCCGGGGGGCCGCAGUCCCCCAGCAAAGGCACCAGCGUCAUGGAACGGGUGACCAACGUAUUCUGCGGCAACUCCUCGUCCUCGUCGGCCAAUGGACUCGGGGCCAACGGUGGUCACCGCGGUCCUGGGGGCUACCUGCCCCCGCCUCCUGACAAACCCUCCAGGUUCCUGCCUCUGCGCUCCACGUCUGCAGUGGGCAAAGCACACGCGGCUCUGCGCGCCCCCAGACCGCAGCCGCCUCCGCGGGCGCCGCCGUUGGUGGCGCCGCCGCCUCCGCCGCCGCGCGUCUGGCAGAGUUGGACCGAGCUGAUGAUGGACGAGCGCUUCCUGGCCAGGUUCUUUCACGUCUACUUCGCGCCCGGCGACCGACGGGCAUUGCCGCAGGUGUGCUCGCUGUGGCGGGACGUGCUUUACUCGUCACCGCGAUUCUGGACCGGCCUCAUCAUGGUGGCGCGUUGCCGCGAGCUAAGGGCGGCCACCCCCGAGUCGCGGCGCCGCUUCUACAACAGCGUCCACAUCCGCGGCAUGGACACCGUCGCCCUCACCGGUGCCGCCUCCGACGACGACGUCCUUGAGCUGGUCAGGCACCUCUCGGCGCCGGCCGCGCGCAGGAUCCACUCUCUUUCGCUCAGGUGCUGCGCAGUCACAGACAGAGGGCUUGAGUCUCUCUUAGCCCAUAUGCAGGGUCUAUUCCAAUUGUCGUUGAGCGGGUGCAACGAAGUGACCGAGGCAGGACUUUGGGCGUGCCUGUCGCCACGGAUCGUCUCUUUGGGCAUCUCCGACUGCAUCAACAUCGCCGACGAGGCCGUCGGCGCCGUAGCCCAGUUGCUGCCGUCGCUCUACGAGUUCUCCCUGCAGGCCUACCACGUGACUGACGCCGCCCUGGGCUACUUCAGCCCCAAGCAGAGCGCCACCCUCUCCAUACUCCGGCUGCAAUCGUGCUGGGAACUCACAAACCACGGCGUUGUAAAUAUUGUUCACUCUCUACCGAAUUUGACCGUCUUGAGUCUCAGCGGUUGCAGCAAAAUCACAGACGACGGUGUCGAACUUGUGGCGGAAAACUUGCCAAAACUGCGAAGCCUCGACAUUUCCUGGUGUCCACGAAUCACAGACGCCGCCCUCGAGUACAUUGCCUGUGACCUUACGCAGCUUGAGGAGCUCACCCUCGACAGGUGUGUUCACAUAACGGACAUAGGCGUGGGCUACAUCAGCACGAUGCUCUCCCUCAAUGCCCUUUACUUGCGCUGGUGUUCGCAAGUUAGGGACUUUGGACUUCAGCAUCUGUGCGGAAUGAGAAAUCUCCAAACACUUUCACUAGCUGGCUGCCCGCUGUUGACCUCGAGUGGCCUGUCCAGUUUGAUCCAAUUGCGGCAUCUGCGGGAACUUGAGCUGACCAACUGUCCCGGCGCUUCGCAGGAGCUGUUUGACUAUUUACGGGAACAUCUGCCCCGCUGCCUGGUUAUCGAGUGAGCGUCUGUGCGAGCACGCAUCAAGUACAAUCAAGCAGAGACAUUUGCAUCAUAAGGAAUAGUGUCGUUGUGAUAAAUAUCCUCUUUUCUGAUUUCCUCUCUAGUCCCUCUGGUGGUGAUUGAUUUUUUAAUGUGCAGACACUCGCAUGUGAGAGACAAAAGGAACUAUCGAAUCAAUUAACAUAACACAACUAGCUAUCAGUUGGUGCCUACAAAUACAUUUACUAUAUUUAGAGGGGGUGCCUGCACAUCAAAGAUAGCGGCUGCUGAAAUGCAACACGUUCGUGUCUCGAUUAGAACAAUAAUGUAAAUACUGACAUGUUGAAUUAUCGGUCUCACUCACUCACAAAAAUCACCUCACAUGUGUACACACUCUCACUCAGCUUUGGUACUCUUUGCAUCAUGUACCUGACUGCCUCAGCAAAAUUUACAAUUUUCUCAUUUUCGCCUCUCUCUUUGCAGCUGAGACUUGAAUAAAUACUUCUUGCAAGGCCCCUUUUUUUCGAAUAAAAAAGUGAAACGACUUGAGAUUUAAUUAUAUACUCAUGCGUGAUUAUAACACAAUUAUGCAUUAUUAACAUUCAAAACAGGCCUUGAGCAAUAAAUGAUUGAGGAAAGUGAAAAUUGUUCCACCGUCAUUUCCUGUUUUUGCUAACGCAGCUCAAAAACGUGUAACAUACUUAAAUAGCGUACUGGUUUUGUGUUUCAUUUCCCAAUAAAUAAAAACUAUAUAUUUCAA
This is a messenger RNA of Neocloeon triangulifer, 2389 nucleotides long. RefSeq names its product F-box/LRR-repeat protein 16. Gene Ontology annotation, biological process: SCF-dependent proteasomal ubiquitin-dependent protein catabolic process. Gene Ontology annotation, molecular function: protein binding. Lineage: Eukaryota; Metazoa; Arthropoda; Insecta; Ephemeroptera; Baetidae. The record is from RefSeq and is a predicted model, not a curated record. The transcript is spliced from 7 exons. Bases 86 to 1651 code for a protein of 521 amino acids. Gene Ontology annotation, cellular component: SCF ubiquitin ligase complex.